Diorhabda carinulata is the source of this 1305-nucleotide messenger RNA. RefSeq lists its product as uncharacterized. Lineage: Eukaryota; Metazoa; Arthropoda; Insecta; Coleoptera; Chrysomelidae. The coding region runs from base 1 to 1305 and encodes 434 amino acids. The transcript has a single exon. The record is from RefSeq and is a predicted model, not a curated record.
AUGUUCAAAACUUAUUUUGACAAGUUGAAUGCUUCCUUGGAAACGUUAACGAAUGGUGUUGAUAGGGCUUUUUGUGUGGAAUUAGAUAUGCGCUUAGAAAAAAUGGCCGAAUUGUUUCCGGCAUUUGAUGCGAUUCAGAAUAAGAUAGAAUUUUUGGCGGAUGAGGAUGAGUUGGGAAAUCAGUUUACAGAACGUCAGAAUUUUGAGGAUAAUUUUUAUAGGUUUUCAACGCGUAAUUUACUGACAAAACACAAUUUCUAUGAGCUAGAUAAUGGAGAAGAAUUUUUAAGAUCGACUUCUUCAGGUUCAAGUUCCCAUCGUAGUAAAACUGAACAUGUGGCUCUAAAAUCAUUGCCAAAACUUCCCAUUCCUACCUUUUCUGGAAAAUCUGAAAAUUGGCUGGAGUUCAGGGAUACCUUUUCUUUUUUGGUUCACAAAAAUGAAAGAUUGGAUAAUAUAGAAAAAUUUCAUUUUCUUCGGGGCGCAUUGGACGGAGACGCAAAACAGUUUAUUGGAACACUCGAAUUUUCUGAUAGUGGGUAUGGUGUUGCUUGGAACCUACUAUUAGAAAGGUUUAAGAAUACUUCUUUGUUGGUUAAUAAUAACUUAGAAUGUUUGGUCAAUUUGCCAGAAAUACGAAAGGAAAAUGCUGUUGAUCUUCGGAAAAUGUUGGAUAUUUUAGUUAAAAAUCUUAGAUCGCUUAACUCAUUGGGGGUGAAUACAGAAUACUGGGAUAUAAUGGUUAUAUUUUUAGCAUGUUCAAAACUUGAUUUGCAUACAAAAAGAGAGUGGGAGGAAAGAAAAAAUAAAGCUGCAUUACCUACCCUUGACGAGUUUAAAAGUUUCCUAAAAGGUAAAGUCGAUUCAUUGGAAGGCUUAGGGAUGAAUAACUCUGUAAGUAUCAUUAAAGAAAAAUGUUUAUAUAGGGCAAAGCUAAAAUCCUACGUUUCUGUUAAUCAAAAAUGCGCCUUUUGUAAUGCUGAUCAUUUUAUUCAAAAUUGUAAGUCAUUUUUCGAAUUAAACACUUAUGCUAGGUUUCAAAAGGCUUUACACCUUAAGGUUGGUUUAAAUUGUCUAAGACCUGGGCAUAUGAGUAAAGAUUGUUCCCAGAGAGGGUGUAAAAAAUGUGGGUCUAAACAUAAUGUUCUUUUACACUAUGAUAAAAAUAAAAAUAAUAGUAUCCUCUUGGGCAGCUCAAAUGGCAGUGUUGGCUCUGCAAUAAGUGAGUCUGGUUUGGUGAAGUCAAAGGAGGAAACUUCAUUAGAUGAACCGAAGGAUUCUGUGCCUACAACUUCUAAUGUUUAG